UUUAUUCUCUUUAUCAUAGCAAAUUGGCACAGUGAUUAUCCCGUAGUAUCUUUUGCUCGCUCGUAUUUAAAAAAACGAAAACACUUUUAUAUCUGCACAUUUUUAAUAUUCAAAUUGAUUUAUCCAUAAAAAUAUAUUAUUUAAGCAAAAUGUUUUGUUGAAUUGAAAAUCCCAUAUGUCUUCCAAAAUCUGGGUGAAUUUAUCUUAAAAACACAACACACAUAAAAACAAAAAAAAAAAAGAAUGUUAAAAAGUAGUAUUUUAGAAACAUGAACUAGGCGUUUCCCUUUGCUUAGCUAAAAAGGAUGCUGCAACUCUUGGUAUAGUCGAAGUUGUGUGAAGAAAAUAAAAAUAUGAAACUAGAAAAAGAAAUCAGUUUUGUUAAAUAAUAAUUAAUCUAUAGGAAAAUACUAAAAUCGUUAAAUAGAAAAUGGAGCAGUUAAAAUGGUUAACACGAAUUUUUUUACUCUUUGUUGCUCUUACUGCAGUUCGAGCAUCGGAGGAUGAGGAGCGUUUAGUUCGGGAUCUCUUUCGAGGUUACAACAAACUUAUAAGACCUGUACAAAAUAUGACACAGAAGGUGGGAGUACGUUUUGGAUUAGCAUUUGUUCAGCUUAUUAAUGUGAAUGAAAAAAAUCAGAUCAUGAAGUCAAAUGUAUGGCUGCGUCUAGUGUGGUAUGAUUAUCAGCUACAGUGGGACGAAGCCGACUACGGAGGUAUUGGAGUACUACGACUUCCACCCGAUAAGGUUUGGAAACCUGAUAUAGUUUUGUUCAACAAUGCCGAUGGUAACUAUGAAGUGCGCUACAAAUCAAACGUUCUAAUUUAUCCAACCGGAGAAGUACUAUGGGUUCCACCUGCCAUUUAUCAGAGUUCCUGCACCAUUGAUGUAACAUAUUUCCCCUUUGAUCAGCAAACAUGCAUUAUGAAAUUUGGAUCGUGGACUUUUAAUGGCGAUCAGGUUUCGUUGGCCCUGUAUAACAAUAAGAAUUUUGUUGAUUUAUCCGAUUAUUGGAAAUCGGGAACAUGGGACAUCAUAGAGGUGCCAGCUUAUUUAAAUGUCUAUGAAGGCGAUGGCAACCAUCCAACGGAAACGGACAUAACAUUUUAUAUAAUAAUUCGAAGGAAGACAUUGUUUUAUACAGUGAAUUUGAUUUUACCAACGGUGCUUAUUUCGUUCCUUUGUGUAUUGGUGUUCUAUUUGCCUGCUGAGGCUGGUGAGAAGGUAACACUUGGCAUUAGUAUUUUACUGUCACUGGUUGUGUUUCUGUUGCUUGUGUCAAAGAUAUUACCACCAACAUCACUUGUACUGCCAUUAAUUGCUAAAUAUUUGCUUUUUACAUUCAUAAUGAAUACGGUUUCAAUCUUGGUCACUGUGGUAAUUAUCAAUUGGAAUUUCCGAGGACCAAGAACUCAUCGAAUGCCCCUGUGGAUUCGUAGUGUAUUCUUGCAUUAUUUGCCAGCAUUUUUACUAAUGAAGCGACCACGAAAGACUCGUUUACGUUGGAUGAUGGAAAUGCCUGGCAUGAGUAUGCCAGCCCAUCCUCAUCCAUCAUAUGGAUCACCAACAGAGCUGCCAAAACAUAUAAGUGCCAUUGGGGGCAAACAAUCAAAAAUGGAGGUUAUGGAGCUUUCCGAUCUGCAUCACCCUAACUGCAAGAUCAAUCGAAAAAUCAACAGUGCUGGAGACUUGGGUGUUGGAGAUUGUCGCCGGGAAAGUGAAUCAUCUGAUUCAAUAUUGCUCUCCCCAGAAGCGAGCAAGGCAACUGAAGCUGUCGAAUUUAUUGCUGAGCACUUACGUAAUGAAGAUCUUUACAUUCAGACACGUGAAGAUUGGAAAUAUGUUGCAAUGGUAAUUGAUCGUUUGCAACUUUACAUAUUCUUCAUUGUUACAACAGCUGGAACAGUUGGUAUACUAAUGGAUGCUCCACAUAUCUUCGAAUACGUCGAUCAAGACAGAAUCAUUGAAAUUUAUCGAGGAAAGUAGAAAGCUCAUACAGUGAAAAAGAUUCGUGUCAUCAUUACAAGGAACCAGUGUUUUGUGUUGAAUGCCAUUUUUUUGUAUUUUGUUGAUGUUAGAAAUCCCAUUUUUAAAAAAAUUGUUUUUGUAUUUAAUUUUUAAAAAAUUAUUUCUAAUAUUGUAGGUAGCGUAAAAUCGGUAUUCAAAUCACACAAGCUGCAAAUUGUAAAAUUUAGAUUUUUCAAAAAAUAACGAAACGCUCAAAAUAAAAAUUACACACACAUCACAUAUGUAUGCAAACUUAUUGUAAGUAUGUAUGUGUAUGUAGUUGAAAAGAUCACAAUUAAGAACCCUUAAUAUAGAAUUUAUAAUAAAAUUAAUAAGUUAGUAAAUUAAACAAAUUGUAAUGUCAACUAAAUUGAAGAAAAACAACAAAAACUAAAAAUCAACAAAAACAUUUAAUAAUAAGUGUUAACAAAUUAAGAGAAGUAUUGUUUGUUUUAAGCUUACCGAGGGGAUAUCUUAAACGAUUUUAUAUGAACACUUUAUAGGUACAACUAUUGUGUCACCUAUUUUUAUGCAAACUUAAUAAUUCAAUAAUAAGUUUGAUAAAUCGAAUUUAUGAUGGUUGCUCAAUUUUGUAGUUGAUUUUUUUUUAUUUAAAGAUUUUCUUUAAGUCAAGAAUUGUUUGUUUUGAAAAAAAAUAAGUAUUAUUAAUACCAUACCUUAAUAUGUAUGCGUUACAUAUAGUUUUGUGUGCCAAUUUAAUAAAUUAUUUAUAAAUUUUAUGAACAAAAUUAUUUAUCGUGUUUGUAUAUUAUAAGUUCUUAUAUAAAUGACGAUGAGAAAAAAAUCAGUUUGGGGUUUUAAUAAAAAUAAUAAUAAAUAACUAUGAAAAGGUAAACUUAGCGAACGGUAAUUUGAAGCAGAAUUUAUAUAUAUGUAAUUUGUUAUAAUAAAAAAAAUUAAAAACGUAGAAAAUAAACCCCAAGAAAAUUUCUAAUUUUUAAGAAAAAAAAACAAUAAAAUAAAAAAAAUUGUUAUUAUUUAAGUAGACAACCGAAUAGAAACAAAAAUAAAAGAUAAUA
This is a messenger RNA of Eupeodes corollae, 3048 nucleotides long. It is a transcript of the gene nAChRbeta1, whose product is annotated as acetylcholine receptor subunit beta-like 1. Bases 431 to 1987 code for a protein of 518 amino acids. The transcript is spliced from 7 exons. The record is from RefSeq and is a predicted model, not a curated record. Gene Ontology annotation, biological process: chemical synaptic transmission; regulation of membrane potential; signal transduction. Gene Ontology annotation, molecular function: transmembrane signaling receptor activity; acetylcholine-gated monoatomic cation-selective channel activity. Gene Ontology annotation, cellular component: postsynaptic membrane; neuron projection; synapse. Lineage: Eukaryota; Metazoa; Arthropoda; Insecta; Diptera; Syrphidae.